AUGGCUGAGUUCUCUUGCAAGCAAACUAACCAUAAGCAUAUGUCAAGGUUUGAACCCAUACAGACAGAUUUAGAUUCUGUUGUAUCAACUGCUUGGCUAAGACCAGUUAGAUUCACUUCCAAUGAACCCAAUGAUUCAGAAACACAGACUCCUGCUGAGGCUCUUAACUUCAAGAGCUGUUUAUCUAACAAUUGCCCUGAAAAAGUGCUGAUGGCAGACCCCCACGGUCUUGAUUUGGUUGAAGAAGAAGAAGGAGAAGAAGAGCAGAUUAUACAUCAAACUUUCAAUUUUGAUCCUAAUAACCUGGGGAAUGAGGAAAAAUACAAAUCUGUCUAUUAA
This is a messenger RNA of Suillus discolor, 339 nucleotides long. RefSeq lists its product as uncharacterized. Bases 1 to 339 code for a protein of 112 amino acids. The record is from RefSeq and is a predicted model, not a curated record. NCBI's taxonomy places the organism in Eukaryota, Fungi, Basidiomycota, Agaricomycetes, Boletales, Suillaceae. The transcript has 5 exons.